GGCGCUGUAGGUGACGUAGAGGAGAGGACGCGAGAAUAUUUAGACGCUUCCUUAUGUGCUCUUGAGAGGCUGGGUGACGUCAUUAAUGCGCGCCAUUUGAAUGCUACAGCUACCGAAGAGUGAAGAUUAAACAUGUCUGAGCGGAAAGUCUUAAAUAAAUAUUACCCUCCAGAUUUUGAUCCAUCUAAAAUCCCAAAGUUAAAGCUCCCAAAAGAUCGCCAAUAUGUGGUUCGUCUGAUGGCACCAUUUAAUAUGAGGUGUAAAACUUGUGGAGAGUACAUUUACAAAGGAAAGAAGUUCAAUGCUAGAAAAGAAACUGUGCAAAAUGAACUGUAUCUGGGACUCCCUAUUUUCCGCUUCUAUAUUAAGUGUACACGUUGCCUAGCUGAGAUUACUUUUAAGACAGACCCUGAAAACACAGAUUAUGCCAUGGAACAUGGAGCAACUCGCAACUUCCAAGCAGAAAAAUUGAUAGAGGAGGAAGAAAAGAGAUUUCAAAAAGAACGCGAAGAAGAAGAGCUCAAUAACCCUAUGAAGGUUCUUGAGAACCGUACCAAGGAUUCCAAAAUGGAGAUGGAGGUUUUAGAGAACCUACAAGAACUGAAAGAACUAAAUCAGCGCCAGGCAAAUGUGGACUUUGAAGGAAUGCUGGAGGUUUAUAAAGCAACAGAGGAGGAGAUCAGGAGGCGGCAAGAGGAGGAGGAUGAACAAGAGCUGAGGUCAAUGAUGGAAGCAGCCAACAGAAAACGGUUGUUGGAAGAUUCUGACUCGGAUGAAGAGGGUUCUCAAGUGAAGCCUAAACACACCCAAAAAACAAAAGCAACUGAUAUAUUGGUUAAGAAUGAUAAUUUCCAGAACAAGAAACAGCGAGGUGAGGAAUUGGAAAGCAGCAGUGUCAAAGUAAAUAGCCGACAACUUUUAUCAGGACUUGUAGUGAGGAAGAAAGAGGUGGCACAGCAAGACCAGGCUAAACAGCACAACACCAAAAUGGACCGUGAAAAAAUUGCACCGAAAGUCACAGAAAUGCAGAAUGAGUCUGCAUUACAAUCCACAGGUGCAGUAGCAGAAUCUCAUUCUUCAAAUGUCAACUCCAGCCUGCCUGGCUCUUCAGGUGUCUCCUCUCUGAUGCAGCUGGGAGCUUACUCUGACAGUGAAGAAAGUAACUGAGGAUCAGAAGACAUUAUUAUGAUGCCAUUUACAGAGAAAUGUUUUAUAUAUGAUAUUUUUUGUCCAGCUUUCUGACAGGGUUCAAGUCCAUUAGCAAAAAGAUAUUUCCUAUGGGCAAUAAUCUUUCGAAUUGCAAUUUUUUUCAAACUCUUAAGUGAAAUACUGGUUUUAAUAUUUAAAGCUUUUUUUAAACAAAUAGCUGGCUGGGAAUAUUGAUCUUGUCCUGCUAUAAUUUCACAGUCCACUGCUUCUUUCAGACUACCACGGAGAUGCAGUGUGAGGCACUAAAUUGAAGUAAUGUAAGCAACUUUGGAACUGGUCUUUAUUAUUAAUAUUUUACUUUUGUGGUUUUCCAUUCUCCACCCUUUAACUUUUAUCUGGGUAGCUUUGGUGUUUGUAAGUGAGAAAUAUUAUGCUGUCAAUUAGAGUAGUGUGGAAAGAGGGCCCGGGCUGAAGUGCAGUUAGCGUUACAUUUAAAGGGGGCACUUAUUUGGAACUGUAAAAUGAUUACUCAUACACUAUUCUUUUAACAUAUCUGUAGCCUUUUUGUGAGGUAACCCUAAUCAAAAGCUGGAUCUCAACCUUUUUACAUUACUGAUGGUGGUAUUCAUUUGGACUUAUUUACUGAUACUGGCUGAAUUUGCACCAGCACCAUGACCUGUAGCAACAAUCUGCAAUUGACUAAUAUUUUUUAUAGCAGGCAAAUAAAUAAAGCCAAUCUAUGGAUUGCUGCAAUGGUGCAAGCUUGUCCAGUGUUGUAAAUUAGCCUUUGUGUGAUUUCUGUACCCUCAGUUUGUAUCAUAAAUUUUGGAUAAUUAACAAACUGACCACACAUCAGCUGGAUGACCAAUUGCCACAGUUUGUGCACAGUUUUAAUUAACAGUCUAGUUUUGGAAGGUCAAACAAAUUUGCCUGUGUAAUCCUAACCAGAUUUGAUCCUCAGAAUUAGGGGCAGAUUUAUCCAAGUCUGAGAUUCGAUCUCGCCACAGAAAAAUUCACUUCUAUUUCAUUCCUAUGGGAUUUGUAAAAGCAUAAUAAUAAUCAAAUGGGAAUUCUGCCCAUUAAUAAAUCUGACUCAAAACAUCCCAUAGGAAUGAAUAGAAAGUGGUUGCAUUUUUUUGUGCCGAGAUCUAAUCUCACAUUUUGAUUUAUCUGCCUCUAUUUUGACAUAUCUCUAUCUUAAUUUGAUUUAUUAACUCAUUUUUGUGUACUAAGUGGUAAUGAUUGCCUUUUGGUUAAAAACUUAAAAUUCUUAUUUUCUGUAUGGGUGAUACUGCUUAUAUCUAUGUGUAAUUUCUUCUCUUCAUUUUACUUGUUGAAGAAGUACAGCCUAGUGUCCUUUCAGUCGAGCUUGAAAGUUUUCCUUGAAUCAUUCAAUAAUAACUUUCAGCGCUGUGAUGUAGUUAAUUGUUCUAAAGAAACAUCUGAAAGUGGUCGCUAGGUGUCAGGUUCUCAGUGGGCUGUUGUCUCACACUGUAGGUUCAUCUUAUCUUUGUACAUUUUGUGUAUGUUCUGUAUUUGGCAAUACAUUUGUUUAACGUAAUGUAAAAAAUAUAAAUAAAUAUAGUCAACUUGUGCAUUU
Xenopus laevis (African clawed frog) is the source of this 2749-nucleotide messenger RNA. It is a transcript of the gene yju2.L, whose product is annotated as YJU2 splicing factor homolog L homeolog. The transcript has 8 exons. Gene Ontology annotation, cellular component: U2-type catalytic step 1 spliceosome; nucleus. The record is from RefSeq and is a predicted model, not a curated record. Gene Ontology annotation, biological process: mRNA splicing, via spliceosome; RNA splicing; generation of catalytic spliceosome for first transesterification step. The coding region runs from base 133 to 1167 and encodes 344 amino acids. Lineage: Eukaryota; Metazoa; Chordata; Amphibia; Anura; Pipidae.